AUAUGUCCACAAGAUGGCGAAAACCACAAGGAUGAUAAUGAACGUGUACAUUUUCAUUUUUUAUUUAUUUUGUUCGUCCAUUCACUUAGUGUAUUUCUACGGGCGCAGUGCCAAUUUAAAGCAAGGAAUAUUCGGUACCGCGGGUUACAUGCCAACUAGAUUCUUCAUGUUGCACACUCCGGUACAGUAGGUGGCGGCACGCACCUACAACGCUGGUUUGUGGCCCGCUAUUAAACGAUUAAGAAGACUAACGUUAGAACGAACAGUACUCCACUACUGCCUGUUCUGUCACAUGUAGGGUCGUGGAUGCAAUAAGCUGACGUUUGGGCUACAGGCACAACAAACAGGCACUCUGUGGAUAUUUAUUAGCCUAAUAUUUCAUUCGCAGUGACUUUCAGGACUGUGCCAGAUUUUGGAUGGAGUCAGCACCGACGUUUUUAUUGUCUUGUGUCGCCGCAGCCAGGGACCUCAGGGUUCUGUCUUGUACAUCAGCGAGAGAAGAAUGGUCAAGUAUUUCUGUAAUAACGCAGACAUCAGGAGUACGUGGGACCAUGUUGUCUCUGCUUUUUGGCAGAGGUACCCAAACCCAUUCAGCACCCAUGUUCUCACGGAGGAUGUUGUGUACCGCGAAGUGACUGCGGACCACCGGCUCCUCUCCAGACGCCUCCUGACAAAGACCAAUCGGCUGCCUCGCUGGGCGGAGCGGCUCUUCCCCACCGGCAUGUCUCGCUUGGUGUACAUCAUCGAGGACUCCAUCGUGGACCCUGUCAACAGGAGCCUGACCACCUACACCUGGAACCUCAACCACACAACUCUCAUGUCGGUUGAAGAGCGUUGUAUUUUCCAAGACUCUGUGGAGCAGCCAUCCACCACCAAGCUGAAACGGGAGGCGUGGAUAUCCUCAAACAUUUAUGGCUUCUCCAGACCUGUUCAGGAGUUUGGAUUGGCCCGAUUCAAAAGUAACCAGGUGAAGGCCAUGAAAGGGCUGGAAUACGCACUGUCCAACUUAGAAGGAGAGACGCCCCAGUGGCUGCUCAGGGACACAGUGAAGGAUGCAUCAGAGAAGGCCAAGGAGGCAGCCAAGAGCCUGGCGUCAGCUGCUACCGCCCCAAAGAAACCGCAGCAGUACGUCUGACAGGACAGUGUGUAGGGCACCGUGCAGGUGACACCAACUCAACACAAUGGCUUUUGAGCAUCUCUAUCAUCUUGACUGGAAUGACGUUUUCUGGGAACUCGCUGAUUGCUGUUUAUUCUCAGUUUUUCUUCCUUUUUUUUUUUUUUAUCUUUUUCCAUUCUUUCGCUUUCUGUCUUCUGGUUAAAUCUCAGGUCCUGAGCUUUUGUCUGAAACACAUUGCCUUUGUGGAAGCAUUUAGAUUGUGACCAGCAGCACCUUUUGGUGCUGUAAAUACUUCAGGUAUAAAUGCACAUUUACAUGUCUUGCCAUAUAUGUAAUCUAUCUAUUUUAAUUUAAUAAGCUUAUUUUCAUACAAAAUUAUAAAACUAUCUUGAACAGUUUGGCACUUUGGAAUUCAAGUGCUAUUCUCACUACUAUUAUCAUCAUCAUAAUUGGUCCAGCCUAAAGUUCACAUUAGACCAAAUCCUAAUACUGUGACUGUGUAGUUUUAACUAAGCUUAAGCAAGCAAGAACAAGGAUUAUGAUUUGAUGGUUGCACGCAUAUAAACGGUGAACCUUAUUGUAUUAUGGUCGAUUUCCUCAUGCUUUCUUCCUUAUUUGACAUUUUCUGGGGUUGAGACUAUACUUCCCACUUUCAAACACAUCAGUACAUAAUCAGGCAAAUUCACAAAAGGAUUGCUCGGCUUUUGGGCCACUAAACCUGCACAAAUAAGACCAAAAAAAACAGUGUAAUUCUCAAAGACCCCGAAAAGGGUGAUAUAAAUAUGACUAUUGGUCAUAUGUAAAUGAGGUAAUAUGCAUACAUUUUGAAUGCAUGCGUUUGAAAACAACAACAGCACUGACUGGGAUAUUAAAUCCUAAACACAAUUUCUCUCUGUCAGGAAUGGAAUGCCUCGUCUGUCAGGAGAUCUCGGUCUGAAAAUGUCAUUUCUUUUUUUUUUUUUCUUUCUCUCUGCGGUUGUUCUGUCGUCUAUGUUCUUGGUGCAAAAGCAACGUUUAUUCUUCGCCACAUGGAUAAUUGCCCUCAGCUGCAAAACUUCAUGGGCGUAUUUUACGCUGUAAUAUCAUUAGCGCCACAUCCUUUGUGAAUCGGCCAAAGUCUUUGUUACUAGUGUCAAGCAUAUAAUGUAUUCUGUAAUACUGUGCACAAUAAUGGGACAUUUUCUAUAAAUGCUACGGGUUAGACAAUGUCAGAAUGGCCUGUAGUGAAACUUUGAAGAUCACAAGAAGCAAAGUGACUUGUAUGAAACAAAUCCGAUUGAGCAAAGUUUUCACAUCUCCGUGCUCAAAAUGACUUAGUAAUGUGAAUACUCCUUUAACUGUGUGACUGCGUAACCGAGGUGCGUUGUUAAGACGGAAUCAUUUCAACCUGCCUGUUGAUAUGAAGCUUAACCCUUGUGUUGACUUUGGGUCAAAUUGACCCGUUUUCAAUUUUUUUUUUUUUAUCAGAAAAUGUGGG
This is a messenger RNA of Perca flavescens (yellow perch), 2594 nucleotides long. RefSeq names its product PRELI domain-containing protein 1, mitochondrial. The record is from RefSeq and is a predicted model, not a curated record. Gene Ontology annotation, cellular component: mitochondrial intermembrane space. NCBI's taxonomy places the organism in Eukaryota, Metazoa, Chordata, Actinopteri, Perciformes, Percidae. Bases 503 to 1135 code for a protein of 210 amino acids. The transcript has 6 exons.